This is a messenger RNA of Adineta ricciae, 687 nucleotides long. The record is from the annotation of a GenBank genome assembly. NCBI's taxonomy places the organism in Eukaryota, Metazoa, Rotifera, Eurotatoria, Adinetida, Adinetidae.
AUGGCUCGUAGUUUUAACUGGCAAGGCAUUGAGUGGAUUGCACGUCGCAGCAAUGAACUCGAGGGUCCUGGACCCAACAAAUGGUCCUCCAACAAUGUUACAGUAGACGACGAUGGGCAUCUUCACUUGCGCAUUAGUCAGCAGAACGGACAAUGGACUUGUGCUGAAGUAUUUACGUCUCAAAAGUUUGGAUUCGGUCGAUAUGUUUGGUCUGUUGAAGGUGCAGUGGAUAAAUUGGAUCCAAAACUUGUUUUAGGACUCUUCACCUACCCAACACCCGCUGAAGGCCCCGAUCGUACUAACGAAAUUGAUAUUGAAUGGAGUAAAUGGGGUCAGACGGAUCAAAAUGCAACGAAUCUUGGUUAUACAAUCUAUCCAAGAACAGAAGGUGGACCAAUAGUUUCGAAGAACAAGAAACAAGGUUUAAAUGGUACGUACACUACCAGUGCGUUUACAUGGUCUCCCAACGGCGUCAAAUUGGAGAGCUAUCACGGACAUACAACAAAGGAUGAGAACAAAUUCUUUGAAUGGACGACGCCAUAUGGUUUUGCUAAUGCCUGCCCCAUAGCUCCUGUACCAAUCCACAUGAAUCUUUGGAUACAUCAAGAAGAAAUUCCGGGCAUGUCUCCUCUGAACGGCGAGGAAGUUGAAGUGAUCAUACACAAUUUCAAAUUCACACUACAAUGA